AGCGAACGCGGCCCCAACAUACACGCCCAGCUGGCGCGAAACUAUCCACCCACAUGGCGAUAAGGUUGCGCCCGCCACUGCCAUUUCUAAUUUUCACGCCAACCACCACCACCACCUCGAUACGAUGAUGGCGCCGUGCCACUGCAACUACGAGCACUGCGACCGGUUCGCCAAGCAGAGCGGUCUCUGCCUCACGCACUUUCGGUGGGUCCACCCGACGCCGCCCGCCGCUGUCUCGUCGCCGACCACGAGUGCGACCAUGACGAGCUCGCCGCGCUUCGGCGCCGACCCGAAGCUCAAGCUCAAGAACCGUAACCGCAAGUGCCGCACCGAGCACUGCCUCUCGUACGCGCGCAGCGGCGGCUUUUGCACGCGCCACGGUGGUGGCCGCAAGUGCCGGUUCGAAAACUGCUCGACCGCGUCGCAAACCGGCGGCUACUGCCGGCUGCACGGCGGCGGCUCGCGCUGCCGCGUCGCCAACUGCGCUCAGUUUGCCCGCAUCGGCGGCCUCUGCCUACAGCACAACCGCGGGCGUGAAGCCAUCAAGCCCGACGACGCGCCCAUGCUCUUCCCCGUGCACGCCUAGAUGCACCCUAGUUUUUAUUGUAAUUUGAUUCUUAUUUAGCACUUGUACUCGACAGA
Molecule: messenger RNA, 642 nt
Organism: Saprolegnia diclina VS20
Lineage: Eukaryota; Oomycota; Saprolegniomycetes; Saprolegniales; Saprolegniaceae
Exons: 1
Coding region: 125-586 (153 amino acids)
Source: RefSeq, a predicted model, not a curated record